AUGGCAAUUUUAAACAUUUCUUGGUCACUAGCAACUCUCUUGUUCUCGUGCAUUGCACUAGUUGUUACAAGUCACACCUUCCCGCCAAAAUUCUUCAACGUUGUUCGCUACGGAGCUAUCGGAGAUGGCACCACCGACAACUCCCAGGCAUUUGUGAAAGCAUGGAAAGAUGCAUGUGCAUAUAAGGGAAGGAGUAGGGUUUGGAUCCCAAAUGGGAGAUUCUUGUUAAGCUCAGUCUCAUUUGAAGGCUCAUGCAAUGGCUCAAUGGCAUUUCUCCUCAAAGGGAGCCUCGUGGCCCCCACCGACCCCUCCUCCUUCACCGACACGUGGAUCGCCUUUCGCUACGUGUCCGCCCUAGCUGUGAAAGGCGGUGGCUCCCUCGAUGGCCAAGGCCAUUCCGCCUGGCAUCUCAACGAUUGCCAAAGCAACCCUCACUGCAAGCCUCUCCCAGUCACAUUGCGAUUCGACUUUGUGAGGAACUCGAGGGUCCAAAACAUCGAAUCAGUCAACAGCAAGAGCUCCCAUUUCAACGUUUUCGCCUGCGAAAACCUAACCAUAAGCCACGUGAAGCUCUCUGCGCCCGCAGACAGCCCCAACACCGACGGAAUCCACAUUGGCAGCUCGAGAAGCGUCACGAUAACAAACUCCCUCAUUGGCACGGGAGACGACUGCGUGUCCAUGGUCUCCGGCAGCCAAGACAUCAAGGUGAACGACGUCGUCUGUGGGCCCGGCCACGGCAUAAGCAUCGGGAGCCUAGGGAGGGGCCACGAGCGCGAGUAUGUCGAGGAUAUAACCGUUGCGAACUGCACCUUCAUCGCCUCCGAAAACGGCGUUAGGAUCAAAACAUGGUCGCCCUCUUCAUAUAGCAAGGCUUCCAAUUUAGUUUUCGAAAAUAUUAUUAUGAAAAAUUCCAAAAAUCCAGUUGUGAUUGAUCAGUACUACUGCCCCUCACCACAUUGCUAUAUGCAGGGAAAAUCAAGCUCGGAUGUGCAAAUAGAAGAUGUGACAUUUAAGAAUAUUAGAGGGGUGUCGAGCACGGAGGUUGCGUUGAAUUUGCAGUGCAGCGAGGCUAUGCCGUGCAAGAAUGUGAAGCUCAUCGACAUAGACCUUGCGUACGAGGGUCCGGGGAGACGGGCCACGGCCCUUUGUUCACAUGUUAUUGGCUCCUCUUAUGGCAAGCUUGUACCUGGGGGAUGUGUGUAG
This is a messenger RNA of Salvia splendens (bonfire salvia), 1203 nucleotides long. Its product is annotated as exopolygalacturonase. The coding region runs from base 1 to 1203 and encodes 400 amino acids. The record is from RefSeq and is a predicted model, not a curated record. Gene Ontology annotation, biological process: carbohydrate metabolic process. The transcript is spliced from 4 exons. NCBI's taxonomy places the organism in Eukaryota, Viridiplantae, Streptophyta, Magnoliopsida, Lamiales, Lamiaceae. Gene Ontology annotation, molecular function: polygalacturonase activity.